GCAGUUUCAAAACAGCAAAGAUUUCACUGAAUUCAAUAUACAGUGAUCAGAUGACAAUCAAUGCUCUGCAUGAUCUCAGCAGACUGGAAUGCAGAAAAGGAUUUAUUCCAGUUCACCCGAGGUCGCUUUGUAUACGAGGAAACCGAUCAAUUAAAACAGCGGUACAUUCAGUUCGAUCUCAAGCAGCUUGGUGAGAUUGCUGCACAGGCAGUCGGUGCUGCACGAUGCGUCAAAAUUGAGAAAUGUCCCGAUGGCCUAUACAACAAGGCCUACAUCCUAACUAUGGAUACGGGUAAAGAAAGUCAUUGGGAAGGUCCCGAACCCGAACGCUGGCAUCGAGCACUACACCACAGCCAGCGAGGUUGCCACCAUAGAUUUUAUGCGAAAUGUUUUACAGACUCCGGCACCGCAGGUUGGACCGCGGCCAAAUUUUCACAGUUCGGAAGCCUCUACUACUGCCAGGACAUCGAGUCAGCAGCACCGACCCAACUGUACGUUGAUGAAGCAGGGUACUCUGUUGAUAGUUCCCAAUUCACUGUAGGCCCUGCUGUUGGCCGAGAAUGGGUUGAUGAUGGCAGAUGGAAUCUGCGGGGUGAUCGUGGCCCAUGGUGGUCCAUUCUUGACCUUCGCUCAGCGAUUGGGUUUCGAGAAGCUACUGCUGUCAGAACAUCCCAGCAGACACAUAAACAACUUGUGAUGUUUUAUGGACCCGGAGUUCAUCAGCCGUCUGCCGCGAAGAAACUUGCAGCAAUCGAGUCAUACUCCCAAAUUGUGCGCGUCCUGCUACCCAAGGAACCGGCCUUUACCACAGGCCACCUCUGGCAUAAUGAUCUCCAUUUGGAAAACAUAUAUGUCAACCCUUCCAACCCCAGAGAAAUUCUCGGCAUUAUUGAUUGGCAGUCUGUUCAGAUAAUGCCUCUAUUUGACCAUUGCCUGGACCCAGAUUUCAUAGGCUAUAAGGGACCAGACGUAGGAGAUGAUCUCGAACCUCCUAUAAUACCUAAAUAUGUCGACGACCUCGAUCCGCCUGACCGCGCCAUUGCUAUAAAACAAUUCUACACCAAGUGCCUCAUGAUUGCAUGGCGGACGGUGGUGAAAGCCAAGAACCCUGCCCAAUAUAGCGCCAUUCAAUUCAGGGGAUCUAAAGCCGGCCAUCUUGGACAUCUUAUCCAAAAUAUUGCUGUGCUUGGUGAAGCGCAUGCUCGAGCGUUAUUGCUCGAUGCUGCUGAUAUGGGUAUUAAAGUUAUGGUUACAAUCAAGGAGCGGUUAGGGGACUUGUGGCCUGAACAGGGCCUCAUCGAGCACCAGAAUUACGAAGUCGUGAUGAUUAAAUUGAUGGAGAUCAAAUCCGAGCUCAUGGAUGCGCUUGUGAAAAAUGAGGAAGAUAGGGAGGUAUUCUUGAAAUAUUGGCCGUUUGAUUGCUGA
Blastomyces gilchristii SLH14081 is the source of this 1425-nucleotide messenger RNA. RefSeq names its product phosphotransferase enzyme family protein. Lineage: Eukaryota; Fungi; Ascomycota; Eurotiomycetes; Onygenales; Ajellomycetaceae. Gene Ontology annotation, cellular component: mitochondrion. The record is from RefSeq and is a predicted model, not a curated record. The transcript is spliced from 6 exons. The coding region runs from base 61 to 1425 and encodes 454 amino acids.